This is a messenger RNA of Strongylocentrotus purpuratus (purple sea urchin), 339 nucleotides long. RefSeq lists its product as uncharacterized. Bases 1 to 339 code for a protein of 112 amino acids. The transcript is spliced from 4 exons. The record is from RefSeq and is a predicted model, not a curated record. Lineage: Eukaryota; Metazoa; Echinodermata; Echinoidea; Camarodonta; Strongylocentrotidae.
AUGGUACAAGGGGUGAAAGCUCGCCACGUCGACUCGGUGUUUGAGUUGCUGAAAGAACUCGAUGUCGUGAAUACGAGAGAGGAAGCAGAGGAAAGAUGUUUCUUUUUCUCUGGAAGAGAGGCCCUCGACUUGGCUCUUGAUGAAAAAGGAUUCUUGAUCAAGGGAUGGGAAGAACGAGAAGGCACUUUCCAGAGGUUCGUUUCGAAAAUAGAGGAGAGAGCUACUUCUGCGGGUAUGACCGCCAAAUUGCAUCUAAACCGAGACACGUGUCAAGAGGUCUUACAUCAAUGCGCCAAGAGUCUUAUUGAAGUGGAUGCACAGAUUCAAAGCCGGGUGUAA